UAUAUCCACCACAACUACUGUUUAAAUAUUUGGGUUCGUUGAUAACAUUAUAGACGACAUUUUGUACAACUACCCUUGGUUUUUCUGUAGUUACAGUGUCUGGAAGAUUUCUUGGGUUUCAGUGGGCUUGAAGUAAUUGUUGACUUUGUAAUUACAUUGACAGGCAGUAAGCACCACAUUCUGGUUUUGUUCUUCUUUACUAUUUGUUUUUUGUGCCUACAAGUCACGCUUUCACUCUACUGUCAAAACUUUUUCAUGCAUUUAAAAAAGUUCAGUCAACGUUAACUCUAUUAGAGGUGAAUCAUAGGUAACGUAGCCCAAGUCAUGGAUUAGGAUCCAUUAUUAUAAUAGCCAGAAUCCUCUAUAUAAUCACUUUCAAAGGCCCAAAAGAUUCAUGGAUCAUCAUUCCAGUUUCUUGAACUCGUUUCAUGGAUUGUUUGCUUCUUCUCUAGCUCUCUCUUUGUUGAGAAACAGAGAAGAAAACAAGUGUGAAUCCAUGUAAUUUGGAUUCAACGUGAAAUUAGUGAUACAACUGAUGUGAAGUGUGAACUAAAGAAUAAAUUUCUUGGGCUUUUUGAGGAUUUGCUAGUAAAAUAGAUUCAAUAUGACAUGUUGGUCUAAAUGAUGUGGAUUAGUCAAUGAGAUUUUUCUUGGGUGAUUGAGGAUCUCUGCGUAAUCAUUCUGCAGUAUACCAGUUGAAGUGGAUUUAAAAUGUCAUGUUGAUCUAAACAGUGUGGUCUUGAUAAAAAAUUUCUUGGGUAUUUGAGGAUCUCUUCAUAAUCCAUUUUUCACAAGAAGUUUGGACAAGAUGGCGUCAGUCUCAGUGUCGGAAGUAAAGAGAAGGGGAUCCGGGAAUGGGCAAUUCCUGCCAGAGGAGUCCUUCCAAAGUUGGAGCAGUUAUGCAAAUGCCUUGAAGCAGACACCUUAUAGGCUUUAUGAAAGGGCGUUUACAAGGUCUAUGGAUGCGGAGGAGAUAUUUGAGAUCAAAGCAAGAAGUGGUCAUGAGAUGAAGAGGACCCUCAAUUGGUGGGAUUUGAUUUGGUUUGGGGUGGGUGUUGUUAUUGGUGCAGGAGUUUUCGUUCUCACUGGUUUGGAAGCCAACGUGGAUGCCGGCCCUGCAAUCAUAUUGUCAUAUGUUAUCUCUGGACUCUCUGCUCUCCUCUCUGUUUUUUGUUACACUGAAUUUGCUGUCGAAAUACCGGUUGCAGGUAGUUCCUUUGCCUAUCUAAGAGUGGAGCUGGGAGAUUUUGUGGCUUAUAUUGCUGCAGGCAAUAUCCUAUUUGAAUAUGUCAUUAGUGGAGCAGCUGUUGCCAGAUCAUGGACGUCCUACUUUACCUCACUUCUGAAUCAUGACUCUAAUGAUUUUCGCAUCCACACAGAUCUAGCUCAAAAUUACAAUCUACUGGAUCCAAUUGCAAUUGCAGUCCUUCUGAUAGUGGGGCUUAUAGCAAUAAUGAGUACUAAAGCCACUUCUAGAUUGAAUUCUGUCUCAACAAUUAUACACAUAGUCCUCAUCAUAUUUGUUAUAGUAGCAGGCCUAACAAAAGCUAAUACCUCAAAUUACACACCAUUUGCCCCCUUUGGAGCUAAGGGCAUUUUCAGGGCCUCUUCAGUUGUCUUCUUUGCAUAUGUAGGGUUCGAUGCAGUGGCUACGAUGGCUGAAGAAACCAAGAAUCCUGCAAAAGACAUUCCUCUGGGACUGGUAGGAUCUAUGGUAAUUAUCCUAGUGGCCUACUGUCUCAUGGCUGUCACUCUGUGCCUGAUGCAGAGUUAUGUUGACAUUGAUCAAAAUGCUGGAUAUAGUGUUGCUUUUGAAAAGGUUGGAAUGAAAUGGGCCAAGUAUAUAGUGGACCUAGGAGCCUUGAUAGGAAUGACUACUGCAUUACUAGGAGGAGUUGUAGGUCAAGCCAGGUAUUUAACCCACAUAGCUAGAACACACAUGUUGCCUCCCUGGUUUUCAUUGGUCCAUGAAAAAACAGGAACCCCAAUCAAUGCAACACUGACCUUGGUUUUAGCAACAGCAGUAAUAGCAUUUUUUACAGAAUUGGAUGUUCUUGCAAAAUUGGUUUCCAUCAGCACAUUGAUCAUAUUCACACUAGUAGCCAUAGCUUUGUUGGUUAGAAGAUACUAUGUAACUGGUGAAACCAACAAGCAUAAUCAGAAUCUGUUAAUCCUGUUCAUGUUGCUAAUUCUAGCAUCCUCUUCAGCUACAGCUAUAUAUUGGGCUAGAAGCAAUAACUGGACUUGUUAUGUAAUAACAGUCCCCAUAUGGAUGCUAUCAACAUGUGGAUUAUGGAUGUUUGUUCCACAAGCAAGGAAACCAAAGCUUUGGGGUGUGCCACUGGUGCCAUGGCUACCAUCUCUAUCUAUUGCCAUAAAUAUUUUUCUUCUGGGUUCUCUAGAUUCCAAGUCCUUCAUUCGUUUCGCAGUUUGGACUGGUAUAUUGUUGGUGUAUUACCUACUUUUCGGACUCCAUGCAUCCUAUGAUACUGCAAAAGCCCAGAAAGGUGCCAAGAUUGGGGUCACAGAGGGUGAAGAAGAUGGAAAAGAUAGCUUUAAUUACCAAUCUGAAACCAAUAUAUAGCAGACCAUCUUAGCUUUAUGGACUCAUUAGGCUCUUACAGGGAUAGUUUCAAGUUUCAACUGGUCAUCAACCAGGGGGUUCAAGUGGAUUGAACCACUCUUUGAAUAAAUUCAGAUUUGUGAAUGUUUCCUUUGUGAUUUGUUUACAUAAUGAUUUGAACAAUCAGUAUAUUUGCUCAAUGCUUAUAUAGAGUAUGUAUGCAUAAGACUUGAUUCCAGAAGAAUUCAAUGUGUAUAUAUAUAUUUCCUUGGUGUCC
This is a messenger RNA of Cryptomeria japonica (Japanese cedar), 2840 nucleotides long. RefSeq names its product cationic amino acid transporter 1. Gene Ontology annotation, molecular function: L-lysine transmembrane transporter activity; L-glutamate transmembrane transporter activity. Gene Ontology annotation, cellular component: plasma membrane. Gene Ontology annotation, biological process: transmembrane transport; amino acid transport. The transcript has 2 exons. The record is from RefSeq and is a predicted model, not a curated record. Bases 809 to 2584 code for a protein of 591 amino acids. Lineage: Eukaryota; Viridiplantae; Streptophyta; Pinopsida; Cupressales; Cupressaceae.